AUGUCACUGACAUUCCAGCAGAUAAUUCUUGAUGCGAAAAAGCUGGUAGGUCGAAUAUCGGACCAAGAAAGCACUGCAGAUAAUUUAAUCACGGAGAUACAGUCAGUGUACAGUAAGAUCGAGAAUAUGAGACAAUAUCAAGACCAAAUAGAAAUAUUGAAUACCGAGGCUAAGCAAAGACCGCACUCGCAUUUAAUUGCUGAAAUACAGCAGGAAAAUCGACACCUGCGGGAAAUACAGCUCGAAAAUAAGAUGUUAAAGAAUGUAUUGACGGACCAUCAGAACGUUUUACAGUUGGUCAUGACGAAAUAUAGACAACAGGCUUCUUUCUCCAUUCGAAAUUGUAAAACAGACUUUGCGGCGUUACAAGCCUCUAAAUAUACAGACAUUAUCGCUAGACAAGCUGAAAAAAUCGACGAAAUGGCAGCGGUAAUGAAAGCUGCCGCAGCGAUGGACGAGGAGUCCGAGUUAAAAGAGAAGGAAGAAUUGUCCCGUUUAAGGGAAGAGAACAACGUUUUGAGAGAAAUCAUUAACGUCGCUAAUAAGUAUGGCUCUCUGAAUAUGGACCCACCCAGGGAAAGUAAAACGGUCCAGACUGAUUUGGAAUAA
Molecule: messenger RNA, 609 nt
Organism: Orussus abietinus
Lineage: Eukaryota; Metazoa; Arthropoda; Insecta; Hymenoptera; Orussidae
Gene: Fgop2
Product: FGFR1 oncogene partner 2 homolog
Exons: 3
Coding region: 1-609 (202 amino acids)
Source: RefSeq, a predicted model, not a curated record